Messenger RNA from Phymastichus coffea, 5348 nucleotides. RefSeq names its product inhibitory POU protein (gene acj6). Lineage: Eukaryota; Metazoa; Arthropoda; Insecta; Hymenoptera; Eulophidae. The record is from RefSeq and is a predicted model, not a curated record. Gene Ontology annotation, molecular function: RNA polymerase II cis-regulatory region sequence-specific DNA binding; DNA-binding transcription factor activity, RNA polymerase II-specific. The coding region runs from base 433 to 1638 and encodes 401 amino acids. Gene Ontology annotation, biological process: regulation of transcription by RNA polymerase II. The transcript has 4 exons.
CGCCCUCACGCGCGCUUCAGAACAUGUCGCGCGCUCAGCCAGGCCGGUCGUGCAAAGUGCUGCGCUGCUCACGCUGAACGACACCAGCAACUGGCUCUUUGCCGUGUGUGUGCGUGCGCUCGCAGAAGACUAUUAACGAAUACGCACCUCGGUACGCGGUCAUCGACACGAGCAGCGACUCAUGAGGAAGGACUCGUCGAGGCGGCUGUUAGCCGUCGUGCUAGUGUCUUCGUAACUCGGCCCUGCGCUUGUCCGUUGUUUGUUUGCCGUGCUGCUGCGGAAACAGACAGAGUUCGUUCGACGGGCAGCCGAGGGAGAGACUUUGCUUGUUUUCCGGGAGUGCGACGUAUUGUUAUUUGUUGUUUGUUGUUUUCCUUUUAUUUUCUUAGUUCUUUUCGUUAACAUACUGCUAGAGAGUUUUACGGACAAAAAAUGAUGUACUCGCCGGAUAAGAUGAUGAGUAGCAAGGGGUUGCACGGCACGCCGAUUUCGGCGCCUGGAUGCUUCCCAUCGGGUAGGCCGUAUUCGCCACCAUCGUACAGACCGGCGCCCGAUCCUAUGGCGCCACCACCGAGACGUUGUAUGCCUAAUCCGACGAGCCGAAUACUGGAAGAUGCGUCCAUCAUGUGCAACUCCUGGUCGCCAAGGCACAACGGUGAUAUAUUCGGUGGGCUGAACAGUGGUUUACAGGACGGUCUACUGUCGAGGGCGGAAGCUCUUGCGGCAGAUCUGGGUAAGCACAACGGUGGCACGCCGAUGCCCUUGAAGCACGAUCCUGUCUCGGUAUAUCAUCAUGGUGCACACAUGCCAACACCCCAUCCGAACAAUCGGCCGCAUCACCAGGUACAGACACACCUAUUUAUGAGUCAUCCAGGCAUGGAAUCCCUGGACAUGCUGGACCCAGCGAAUUCGAUGACGACGCUGACACCCAUGUCGGAAGGGGGCGGUAAUGGUCAGAACGGUGGUGGCGGUAAUCCCGGAGGCCAUGGCCACACUGGCAUCCACGGGCCGUCGGUCUACGGCGGCAUGAACGGCAUGAUGGGUCACCAUCACCACAGUCAGAUCACAGCUGGAGUACCCCACCCGCAUCACCAUCCGGCGAUGGCGGCCGCGGCAGCCGCAGCCGCCGCUGCCGGCCUGCAUCCCGACGCCGACACGGAUCCGCGCGAGCUUGAGGCAUUCGCUGAGAGGUUCAAGCAGAGGCGAAUCAAGCUGGGCGUGACACAGGCCGACGUGGGCAAAGCUCUGGCGAACUUGAAGCUGCCUGGCGUCGGAGCGUUGUCGCAGUCGACGAUCUGUCGCUUCGAGUCGCUUACGCUGUCGCACAACAACAUGAUCGCGCUGAAGCCUAUCCUGCAGGCGUGGCUGGAGGAGGCCGAGGCGCAAGCGAAGAACAAGAGGCGCGAUCCCGACGCGCCGUCGGUGCUGCCGGCCGGCGAGAAGAAGCGCAAGCGCACGAGCAUCGCGGCGCCAGAGAAGCGCUCUCUCGAGGCCUACUUCGCCGUGCAGCCGAGGCCAUCGGGCGAAAAGAUCGCGGCGAUCGCCGAGAAGCUAGACCUAAAGAAAAACGUGGUGAGGGUGUGGUUCUGUAAUCAGCGUCAGAAGCAGAAGCGCAUGAAGUUCGCCGCUCAGCAUUGACCCGAGGCCGGCUUGUGACAGCAGAAUUGACUUUACCAGCCGGCAGGUCUCGAGCCCAAGCCCGAGCCACUCGGAGAGUAUCAAGGCUGGCCCUAGACGAUACUCAUUAUGUUUACGCGCUCCGAGUGGCCUGCUGUGCUCGAGACACCCCGCCGGCUGAUUGCAGACGAAAAGUCGUUGCUGUGUCACAGGCCGAUGAUCUUUGGCUCCUUGUGUCAUGACUCCCAUCCUCGUGUCCUCUCGUUGUCGCGCGACUCGCGCGUGGUCCCCGGCAACUUCGUCGGCCUCGAGCGCCGACUACGUGCCAUUGCAUCGAAGCGUAGGAGAGGAGGAGACGAAAUCGAUUCCCAGCGAGCGCAGAAAAUAAAUCCGCCGCGACUCUAGCUCGCCCCGUGUGCCGCCGGUGAAGAUCGAUCGCUUGCGAUUUUAUAUAUAAAUAGAGCAAGAGAUACGCCACCGCAACGCGAAGGACGCGACUAUCGAUCGGCCGCUCAUCCCCCUUGUACACACGCCGGAUUUCUUCGCAAUUAAAAACCACGUGCGAGCCGCAAAUCAACGACAACUGCACCAAAGGGACAGCUAAAUAUUUAAAAUGAUGAAUAAAACCAUUUGGAAAGUACAACUUGAAACAUAAAACUUAUGUAAGCUGUAAAACCGUAAAACACUAUAUUGUUAUUCUUCGGCGCGGGUAAGAGUGUCUAAGUGCGUGACGACGACCACCGCUCUUCACCGCGAGAAAGUGAUAUUAAUCCUAAAUGACGUAUAUAUCGUGUAAUACACAAUCCUUUCUUUUUGUUUCUGUGCGCGAUUGCAAUAUAUAUAUAUAUAUAUAUAUAUAUACACCCAGGAAAGAGAGGAAGGAAGGGUAUGUUGCUGUAAUCACAACGAAUAUUCACACGCAUACACAAUUUACACAGACGCACGCGAAGUGAAGAAAAAGAGAGACAAAGAGAGUUUCACGCAGCACCUGAGUAUUAGUGAUAUCGGACAAUCAGUGAACAAGACUGUGUAUCAUAUCGUAAAAAACUCCGAAGCAAUACUAUUUAAACGUGCGUCGCUUUUACAAACAGUGGCGUAAAAAAUACACAAGGGAAAAUACCUGUAAUAAAAAGCCCUUUUGUCAAAAAAGAUAUCCCGUCGCGGGAGAAGACUCUGUCAAAGACAAGAUUUUUUCGAAAGAAAAUCUCGAUUAUUAUUAUUAUUAUUAUUAUUAUUAUUAUUAUUAUUAUUAUUAUUAUUAUUAUUAUUAUUAUUACUCACCAGAAAUUUUUACAAUAAUUAUUUAUUUAUUUGUUUGUUUGUUUAUUUGUUUAUUUAUAUACAUGUAUAUUACGCAUUUGGUGAAACGCUGUUUUCUUUGCGGCGACAAUUUUGAAUAAGCAAUUCGCAAAAGAACGGGAGACGAUGAAACGUAGGCCAUUUAUAAAAGGAAACGGUUGUACAUAAUGUAGAGAAGUAAGUAUUUUCUAAGGGGUGGACGGCUAAAACAUUUUAUCUUUAUUUUAGUCGUGAGCGUCCGUCGUGUAAAUUUAGGUAGCCAAGGAUGUGUAUGUAUCUGCGUGUACAUGCUGUCAAAGUGAAACCAAAAAAUCUUAUACAAUUAUUAGUGCAAUAUAGUGGUUAGAAGACAUUAACUAUUAUUUUCUCGGCGCUUGCAUCAACUGAAACUAAAGACGGAUCUCAAAGCUAUACAAAGCUUAUUUUUCAUUUGUUUUUAUCUUUUUCAGAGUGGCGGUAUAAACGAAAAAAAAAAUUUAUUAUUGACAAAUUACAUGCUUGUUGAAACAUUGCGCAUUGUUCGAAUUUUAUAAAAAAAUGAUAUCCUAUUAUGUAGACUUCUAGAUAACGAUCCGAGUGUAUAAAAAAAAUAAAGUUGAAGGAUUGAAUCCAACAAGAAGAUCAAUUGUUUUUUAAAUUUUGUUUCAAAACCGUGAUCCACCAUAGUAGAAUUAUAGUACCGCGAUUCUAAAAAAUGGAAAAGAAUGUUUUUGAUGUUUUACUUGCUAAAUUCUGGAUUACUCAGAAAUAAUAAUAUUCUUCUCCAAAAGGGUUACUGGAUGACGAGUUGAUUCUGCAAGUAUUUAACACAGGGUAUAACAAGUCAUUAUCACCAUAAUGCUUCUAAUAGUACCUUCAUUAUUACAUACGUGUGUAAGCAGCCUUAAAAUGUACAGUUCGACGCAAAAAAAAGUAAUUCAAGUCAAUCUGCUUUUUUUAAUACUUGUUUUCAAACUUAUCGGAAAUAUUAAAAGUUUAAAAAUUAAGCUUAACCAAUUUUUGCGCUGAUUACGGUGCUAAUUAUUUGUAUACCUUCUUCAAAUUCUUAAAAAAUUGCGCUGAAUCAAGAAAAAAGUCUAUUUUUAAAGAAUAACACUUUUGAUGUCAUUAUAGAUAAUCUAAAUUAUCAUUCUUUCUAAAAAAAAAUAUAUAUAUGCGAACAAUGGAAAAAAACUCAAUUUCUAGUCAAUGAAAGAUUAAAAGGAAACCUACGAGUAUUAAGCGUCGAAUUUAUAAAGAAACACUUUAGAGGACCUGUGUACAAAGUCUCACGAGAUAAAAAAAAGUAAUUAAAUAUUCUACAGACCUGUAUCUAAAUGUAAGUUAUAAGUCUCAAGCGUUUUAUUCCGAAGAUAAAAAAAAGUUUAUAAUGAGAGAAAAGCCAAAAUGAAUUGUUAAGCGUUACGGGUCUUACUCGUAAAUCCAUUAGGGGCACAUUUUUGUUCUUUGUUUUUUCUUAUGCCAUCUUCCUCCUCCAAAAGACGAUCUUAACAUAUUAUUGUGCAACUGCAAUUAUUAGUUAAACAAGUCUACAAAUACGAUAAAGGAGACCAAAUUAUCUUAAAACUGUAAUAUCCGUUCUCUCGCCGGCAAAACAUCCUAAGAAAAUGGUGAAGACCGCAGAUAAGUUUUUUCAAAUUAUAAUUGUAAAUAUAAAGGUUAUUUUGAAUAUAACUAACGUAUCUCAACAAACUUUUUACUAUAAUCCCUAGAUAGAGGACAAAAUAUUCAGAAUAACACUUAUAAACGCUUCAGAUGACGACCGAGCACAAAUAGUAAAAAAAAUUUAAGAUUUUGAGUGAAUCAAUUUUUAUUGGCAUAUAGAAAAAUUGGUUUGAGUUUUCGGAAACUAAGAGUUUUUCAGUGGAAAAAUAAAUAAAUAUAAAUAAUACCACAAUUGUAAAAGGUGCGUUGCGAUUAGCGAGUAAGAUUCCACUUUUCAAGCGAUAUAUAAAAAAGGAGUGUAAUUGAAAGACAUAUCAUAAAAAAAAUAUUAGUUGAAUUGCCUGACAAGCGUAGAAAUUUAAAUAUAAAUAUUAUACAUAUUACUUGCGGAAACAAUGGUGAUGCGAGGGGGCAUGUGCACGUAAUCUUGAGAUGAAAUUUCAAGGUAAAAACUUUCAAAUAAGAAAACGCAAUUUUUUCAUCUUAUAUAGUAUUUAAAAAUUUCUAAACAUUGAUCAUUCUUAUUAUUGUCUCAUUAUUUCUGGCUCAUAGAUUUUUUCAUAUUUUAAAAUGAACAAAGAAGCAAUUUUUAUCUCGAUUUUACGUGUCGAUCACAUGAAUAAAUAAAAAAAUAUAUAUGAAUAGGCGAACGAUCGAGCAACGAAAAGGCUCAUCCAUUAUUGUACAUAUCAUGUGCCAUAACUCAUUUUCCAUACUUCAUGUCCAACUUUGUUCCAAUUACCUACUCAGCUAUAAAUAAUAUAAUA